Molecule: messenger RNA, 2750 nt
Organism: Pieris rapae (cabbage white)
Lineage: Eukaryota; Metazoa; Arthropoda; Insecta; Lepidoptera; Pieridae
Product: zinc transporter 2
Exons: 10
Coding region: 78-1568 (496 amino acids)
Biological process (GO): response to zinc ion; zinc ion transmembrane transport
Cellular component (GO): plasma membrane
Molecular function (GO): zinc ion transmembrane transporter activity
Source: RefSeq, a predicted model, not a curated record
AACGUCAGUCUCUCCACAACGUUCAACAAUCGAGAUUGACAUUCACUUGACAGCGCGCUGUAUUUGUUUGGCGCGAGAUGUCAUCAAACAGUAAUAAAGUUAGCAAAGUUGGUGAUAAUUAUUAUCAAAAUGAUACGAAGAAUAAUAGUUUGAGUGUUGCAUUCGCGGAUAAAAGUGUUUCACAGCUGAAUGGAAGAUACAGAUCAAAAAGUUUGUCGAGUGAUAAGUUGAAUCAACUUAAUGCAGAUCGGGCUGCGAUAUUAGAGGAUGUGGAUACUGAAUAUUUAACAGAAAAAUCCGAAACACCCGGCUGUUUAGUUAAGAAUAAAAUCAUGGAACACGAUACACAAGCAACGAUGAAGGGCUACCAGGAUGGUAAGGUGUCUUAUGGAACAGAUAGUCCCGCCAAAGGUCGGCGAGUCAUAUUCUGCGUUCAUGGUAACCCAUCCACUGGCUGCUGCGCCGUCAUCGAAACCAACCCAGAUGGCGAGGAAAAUGGAAGAAAUGGCAGUAUCACUGAAGUUGAAAGGCAUUGUCACAGAUCACGUAAUGAAGAAAUAGACAAACGCGCGAGAAGAAAACUUAUAAUAGCCAGUAUAUUAUGUGUUAUAUUUAUGAUAGGAGAAAUUGUAGGUGGCUACAUGUCAAACAGUCUGGCAAUAGCGACAGAUGCCGCGCAUUUACUUACAGACUUCGCCAGUUUUAUGAUAUCAUUGUUCUCGCUAUGGGUCGCCAGCCGACCCGCGACUAGACGGAUGCCUUUCGGUUGGUACCGGGCGGAAGUCAUAGGAGCCCUAACAUCCGUUCUUCUCAUCUGGGUGGUGACAGGAAUUCUGGUAUAUAUGGCGGUGCAAAGAGUCAUCUACAAGGACUUCGAAAUAGACGCGACUGUUAUGCUGAUCACCUCCGCUGUUGGCGUUGCCGUUAAUCUAGUAAUGGGUUUGACCCUCCAUCAGCAUGGUCACAGUCAUGGCGGUGGUCACGGUCACUCGCAUGGCAGCGCUAAUCCGGAAUUGAAUAACAAGAAAGAACGAUCUGAGUCGGACGCUGAAAGUGUUUCGUCGCAUACGCACGAAGAUCACAGGGAGAACAUCAACGUACGCGCCGCGUUUAUUCACGUACUAGGGGAUUUCUUGCAAAGUUUCGGUGUUUUAAUUGCAGCUAUUGUCAUAUAUUAUAAACCGGAUUGGAGCCUGGUAGAUCCCAUUUGCACAUUCCUCUUCUCAGUCCUGGUGCUGAUCACAACAUUUAAUAUUAUCAAGGAUACUCUGCUUGUACUGAUGGAGGGAUCUCCUAGAGGAGUCGAUUUUCAGGAAGUGGCGAAUACGUUCCUAUCACUUCCGGGCGUGGUUCGCGUACACAAUCUACGAAUGUGGGCGUUGUCGCUGGACAAGACUGCGUUGGCCGCUCAUCUUGCUAUACGUGCUGGUGUUAGCCCACAAAAGAUUUUGGAACAGGCUACGCGAUUGGUUCACGAGAAAUACCGUUUCUUCGAAAUGACCCUGCAGAUUGAAGAAUUCAAUGAUGGUAUGGAAGAUUGUAGUCAAUGUAAGAUGCCUCAGUCAUAGAUGUGCUCAUAAAAACAUAUUUAAACUUUUCCAAGCUAGAUUUCGUAAAUUCGAUUUCAAUAUACGCUAUUAUUAAUUUCAAAAAUACAACGGAUUUUGCCAACGACCCGUUACAAUUACCAUUAGUAAAUAUAUAAAGAGCUAUAUGAUGCUCAAUUUUCUUGCAUAUUAAAAAUAUGGUUGUGAAUAUUUGAUAGUACAAAGUUUCAUAUAAAAACUGUCCUGACAUAAUUCUAUUUAUCGGGUAUUGUUCAGUACAUCUACAGAUUCUUGUGAAAAGGUUUUACUAUAGACAACAAUUAUAUGAAUACAUCGGUUUACAUUAAUGGCUUUAAUUUAAAAAAAAUCGAAUAUUUACGAAUAUUUUCAUUAUAUUCACCCAACUACGUAAUUUUCUAUUUAAUAUGAAUAUUUAUUAUCAACCGAUGGAUAACUUUAUUAGUAUUUAUAAGUAAGGGGUUUAAAUAUACUUAAACAAAACUCCUUAAAAAUAGACAUUUCAAAGUGUUCAAAUAAAUAAUGUCGAUUUGAAUAAAAUUAAAAAAAAAUGUGCCGUAAGGCGAUAUGCAGGGUACAAGGCUAUUUCACCAAAUAUUAUGUGCCUUUGAUCGCAUUAUAUAUAUAAGUUAAAAGUUCUAGUUAUAAUUAUCAAUAAAUUGUGAUUUUUUAUGACAUUUUCGGCCUAUAAAAUAUAUUAAGAAUUUUUUCCAUUGAAUUCUUCGUAGUCAAUUGUAGAAAUUUGAUUUUUGUUAUCAUCACUCUUAUGUAUAAGUAAAUGAAUAUACAACCCUAUAAUAGAGCCGAAAAUGUAUUAAAUGGGUCUUUGGUGCCUGCGUUAUACAAAAAAUAAUCCUUCGGUUUUUUCAAAUUGGUUAAAAUAAUCCACUUAUGAUUGAUCAAUACAAUAUAAUUUGUACUAGAUAUUUUCAUGUUGAUGUUAAUUAUUAAAGGUUCUAUAUGUCUAUGGAUUACAUAUCGAAGAUUAUGCCUGGCAUAAUCUCACUGUUUUCUAAAUGAUACUCUAUGGAUUGUCUAUGCUAUAGAGAAUGGCAAUAUGGUGAAGUAGCUAUAAUUAAUAUUCUUAACGUUUGUUGAGCAAUUAUAAUCAUAUUUAAUUUGUAUUAUUAUUCUCUAGUUGUAAGUGGAGAUGAAUGAUUUUGAAAUUAAACAAAUUUAAUUGUU